Messenger RNA from Pararge aegeria (speckled wood butterfly), 5499 nucleotides. It is a transcript of the gene cut, whose product is annotated as homeobox protein cut. The record is from RefSeq and is a predicted model, not a curated record. The coding region runs from base 680 to 4858 and encodes 1392 amino acids. The transcript is spliced from 11 exons. Gene Ontology annotation, molecular function: DNA binding; DNA-binding transcription factor activity, RNA polymerase II-specific. Gene Ontology annotation, biological process: regulation of DNA-templated transcription. NCBI's taxonomy places the organism in Eukaryota, Metazoa, Arthropoda, Insecta, Lepidoptera, Nymphalidae.
UCGACUGUCGCGGCUACGACGCGCGCCCGCGACCACGUCGUUCCGCUCCCGCUUAAAGGAUCACCUUACGUAAUAACUAAUCGGAUCGAAACCGUUCAUCCGAUUAUCGAUUGUGAAAAGUGAACUUUCGACACUUGUGUACUAUUUUUGUUUAUUAUUUUUUUUCGCGCUACAGUGAACUUGAAUAAUUAUUAUUGUGCGCUCUGUGUUAUGUUAUUGUUUUGUUUUCGCACUGACUCGUAAGAUUAUUUUGGGCGUAGCUGUUUGCUUUACAAUAUUAUUUGUUAAUGACUUUGUGAGUGAAUAUUGGAAAACCAUAUCUAAAACGAUUUUUUGUUGAUGUGAUAACUGACUAGUAGAGUGUUAUGUGGACAUCACUGAGACAUUAUCAUCUCAUGUGACAACUGAACUUCAAAUAACAGUUGUCAGGCACAACACAAUAAGAAACUAAACAAAGAAACGGCACGCGAACGAAAAAGAACAAUCAGAGUCUACGAAUACUCGUACAAACACUGAUAUUAAGCAAUCGACAGAAAAUAUUUUUUAUGUAGAACCUAUUUAAUAGUGAUAGGACGACAGAUUAAAAAAAUGUUGCGUUCGAAGUUUGAAAUUGGCGUAUGCGCUUGGCGAGGGUGACGGGUCAUUAUGCGCCGGGAGUGAGCGCGGCGCGGACGUCCGGAUGCACCCGACCGGCGCGGCCAGCCUGCCCGCCGCACCGGAGGCGGAGGUGCAAGCUAUGCACUCAAUGGACUGGCUCUUUAAGAAGGAAAGGAUAUAUCUCCUAGCGCAGUUCUGGCAACAGCGAGCUACCUUGGCGGAAAAGGAGGUAACGACGCUGAAAGAACAGCUAGCUACCACCAGUCCGACGCCCCUCCAAGCGACAGUACCCCUAAAAACCAAUGGCUCUCACAUAGAACCCACAAGAGAUCAGGCAACAGAAACAAGAAUACCCGAUAGAUUUAGUCCAGAUAUUAAAGAAGAGAAAAGAAGAUCGCCAGAUAUUGAUGAAGAUAUAGAACAAAAAAUAGAAAUGGCCGCCACAGCAAGGAGUAACAGUAACUCCUCCAGAAGUAGCCCCGUAGUUAAUCAGAGCAGUAACUUGGAAAACGAGCUAGCUGCGAAAGAAAAAGAGAUUGCUCAACUAGUAGAAGACGUGAGGCGUCUCCAAGCGUCGCUUUCAGCGUUGCAAGAAGCCCACGCACAACAGCUGCAGCGAUUAGAAGAAAGGCUGGACGAGAAAAAACAGCACAUCGCAAGACUAGAAGCGCGGUUAGAUACACAAAGGGACUAUGACGAUAUAAAAAGAGAAAUCAGCAUGCUCCGAUUCUCGGAGCUGGGCCCAACUGAGAGGCCUCACUCACAUUCUCAUUCACACCCCAAAGACAUAUUCGGAUCGCAGAAUCAUUUACUCCGGUCUAUGGAAAUGGGUCCAAAUGAGCGAGUAGAACGCAAAGAAGCACUGCGUUCCCCCGCAACGUCGGCACAUCGCGACAGCUCGAAUGAACGCGAGCGAAGCGCGGAGAGGCGAGAUAUCGGUGGCGAGGAGUGGCCGAGCACGCCACCUCCGCUCAACAACAACACGACGCACCACAACAACAACGGGCCCGUACCGCUGCCGCUCCCUCCACCGAGCCCCUUUCGCUUCGAGGAGCACCGACCCUACAGGUUCGCGGACGACAUGGGUCCUCUGCCACCCGGCGCACUGGUUGGCCGCCUUGGCGACUCCCUCAUUCCCAAGGGCGACCCGAUGGAAGCACGGUUGCAAGAGAUGCUCAGAUACAACAUGGACAAAUACGCCAAUUCCAACCUCGAUACCUUGCACAUAAGCCGACGAGUCCGAGAGCUACUAUCUGUGCACAACAUCGGUCAGAGAUUGUUUGCGAAGUAUGUCCUGGGUCUGUCCCAGGGAACCGUGUCGGAGCUGCUAUCGAAGCCGAAGCCGUGGGACAAGUUAACCGAGAAGGGGCGAGACUCGUACAGAAAGAUGCACGCAUGGGCGUGUGACGAGGCUGCGAUCAUGCUACUGAAGUCACUGAUUCCUAAAAAAGUUGGGAUGAAAGAUGGUAGUGCGGGGACAGGCUUUGGAAGAUCUGAGGGAGAGGGUGACGAACGGCUUGCGCAUAUGCUCGAGGCUUCCCACUUGAUGAAGACACCCACUGGUCAGCCCAACAAUGAUGACUCUAGGAGCAAUGAAGACUCCAGCUCACCUAGAACACAAUGCCCUUCGCCAUUUUCAAAUAAGGACUCAAGUCAAAAUAGAAGAUUGAAGAAAUACGAGAACGAUGACAUUCCUCAAGAAAAAGUGGUGCGCAUAUAUCAGGAGGAACUGGCCAAAAUCAUGACUAGAAGAGUAGAUGAUAUGCGUCACAGUCGCGAUGGCUUUCCUGGCAUGUAUCCUCCUUUUUUCAGCGGCGGAAUGCCUCCGCAUAUGGAGAGGCCACCUGAAGACAUCCGUAUGGCGCUCGAAGCUUAUCAUCGGGAACUAGCCAAAAUUCAACCCGGUGGCAACAUUCCAAAUCUCCAUAACCUGCCAGGAAUGCCACCAUUCCCUAAUCUUCUUGCGCUGCAGCAGCAAGCGAUGCAAGCGCAAAACCAGCACAUGAAUGGGUCUGGAGCGGUCCAAGAUCUCUCCCUUCCCAAAGAGAAGAAUACCAAAAUUAAUGGAAUGACUGAUAGUGAUAAGGAUAGGCCUAUGGACGCUGAGGAGGCUAUAAGGCACGCAGGCAGUGCCUUCUCCUUAGUGAGACCGAAACUAGAACCCGGGCAGCAGUCAACCGGAUCGUCAGCAUCCAGCCCACUCGGUAACGCAAUUCUUCCACCCGCAAUCACUCCAAAUGACGACUUCAGUAGUUCAGCCGCAGCAAGCCCCUUGCAAAGAAUGGCUUCAAUAACAAAUAGUUUAAUUUCGCAACCACCCAAUCCACCACACCAUUCGACGCCACAGAGAUCGAUGAAAGCGGUACUUCCACCAAUCACUCAGCAACAAUUCGAUCUCUUUAAUAAUUUAAAUACGGAAGAUAUUGUCAAAAGAGUAAAGGAAGCUUUAAGCCAGUACUCUAUCAGCCAAAGAUUGUUCGGUGAAUCAGUACUCGGGUUAUCACAGGGUUCCGUGAGCGAUUUACUCGCCCGACCGAAGCCGUGGCAUAUGCUCACUCAAAAGGGAAGGGAACCUUUCAUCAGAAUGAAGAUGUUCCUAGAGGAUGACAAUGCUGUUCACAAACUGGUUGCAUCACAGUACAAAAUUGCGCCUGAAAAGCUAAUGAGAACCGGGAACUACAGCGGAGUACCUCAAUGUCCGCCAAACAUGACCAAGCCGAUACCACCAACGCAAAAAAUGAUCUCCGAUGCGACAUCAUUGCUAAGCAAGAUGCAACACGAGCAACUCCUCGGACCCGCUCACCUCGGCCACCUUGGGCCUCCCACGCCACUACUCCUCACGCCACCCGGCUUUCCCCCACACCACGCCGUCACACUGCCGCCACAACUCCACGACAACAACAACAAAGAACGAAAACCACCGCCACACCCGCCACAGCCGCACCAUCAACCUGUUGCGAUGCGAGGCCUCCACCAACACAUGUCUCCGAGCGUAUACGAAAUGGCAGCGCUAACGCAAGAUUUAGAUACGCAAACAAUCACGACAAAAAUAAAGGAGGCAUUGCUAGCGAACAACAUCGGGCAAAAAAUAUUCGGUGAAGCCGUAUUAGGAUUGUCACAGGGGUCGGUCAGUGAACUCUUAUCGAAGCCCAAACCAUGGCACAUGCUUAGUAUCAAAGGUAGAGAACCAUUCAUUAGAAUGCAGCUGUGGCUGAGCGAUGCUCACAAUAUCGACCGUCUACAAGCGUUAAAGAACGAAAGGCGAGAAGCCAAUAAAAGACGAAGAUCGAGCGGCCCCGGCCAAGACAACUCUUCGGAUACUUCUUCUAAUGACACGUCGGAAUUUUAUCACUCAAGUUCUCCCGGGCCUACCUCUGGGGUACCCUCUGCAAAAAAACAACGAGUGCUUUUCUCUGAGGAACAAAAAGAAGCUCUGAGGCUGGCGUUUGCCCUUGAUCCCUACCCAAAUAUGCCGACGAUCGAGUUUCUCGCAGCUGAAUUGGGUUUGUCCACAAGAACAAUAACGAAUUGGUUUCACAAUCAUAGAAUGAGGUUAAAACAGCAGGCACCGCACGGUCUACCGGCGGAACCUCCCGCGCGCGAUCAGUCAUCUGCGCCCUUCGAUCCCGUGCAGUUCCGACUUCUGUUGAACCAGAGGCUCCUCGAGCUUCAGAAAGAGAGAAUGGGACUAGCUGGAGUCCCGCUACCUUACCCCCCCUAUUUUGCAGCGAACUCAAAUUUUGCCGCUUUGAUAGGCCGGGGUCUCCUUCCCCCCGACGAGCGGGUGAAGAAUCCCACCAGCGGCCUCGACUUAUCUAUGCCGCUAAAGCGGGAACCCGAUGGAGAUGACUUCGAGGACGACGACGUCGAGAGUAACCUCGGCUCGGAUGACUCGCUCGAUGACGAAUCGAAGACUGAGCCUAAGACGGCAUCGACGCCUGCUGGGCGUUCGAGUAGGCGGAAGCCGGCAGCGCCACAGUGGGUGAAUCCUGAUUGGCAGGAUGAAAAGCCUCGCAACCCAGACGAGGUUAUCAUCAACGGCGUAUGCGUGAUGCGGAGUGACGACUUCCGGCGCGAGGCGGAGCAGACGGUGCGCGUGGAGCCCUCGCCCGCGCCGCGCGAACCCUCCCUGCCGGCCUCACCGCACUCUCCCUCCUCGCGCGCCUCGCCUGCCCCCCUCCUGCACGCGCCGCACUCCCCCGAUGUCCUGCCGGAGGACAAGAUAAAGACUGAGGCGGACGACGACCGGUGGGAGUACUAGACAAUAGUGACUACGAAAUGAACUCUUACGGGAGUGUUAGCGGUUAAAACGGGUCCGAGUGUUAGUUAAUGUCGCAUUGGACGGUUAUUUAUUUUAGAUAGGUGUGUGAUCCAUCGAAUGGAGACCGCGUCCGGCCGCCCGGUGUGGCGAGGUUGAGUGCAAAUAUAUCGAUUAGUUAGAUGUGUUCUGUUAUGAUUCGAUUGUAAGGCCAAAGACUUUGUAUAUAGUUCGGCUCGCGGCGCGAUUGUUAGUAGCGUCCGAUGCCGAGGGAUAAAUUGUAAAACCUACGAUACAAAAGUUGCAUUUUGCUUUAAUUUUUAUACACGAGAGUACUUCGAACGGGUACGGAAAUCUGAGUAUUUUUUAAGUUAUGGCUUACUUAUGUUUUAUUCGAUUAUUGUAAAUAAAUAUACCAAAUAUGUAUCGAUGUAGCUCGUGAGCCACGAUCCUGUAUAUAUGUACGUAGGCUAGCGGUACGUUGUAUUGUAAGAUAAAGUUUAUCGUUGCCGAUAAGUAGGGGUAGAUGAGGUUCAUUUAAUUGUUAAAAUUUUAAAGUGCAAUCAGAUGUAAAUUUAAGCUAUGAUCUAUAGUCUAUACGAAACCCCAGUUGAAAAGUAUUAUUAUGUUUAUAUGAACCAGUG